AAUGAAAAUAAUAAAAAGAGUGAUAAAACCCUUAAGCCCUUGUUUCCCAAACAAGCGGAAUGCUCAUAUGUUUCUUGUUACUGGCAAGUAUAAUUUUAUAUUAAAAUAUCUGCAAGCAAUAUGGAUAUUGAUAAUUAAUGUUUGCUUUGUUUCUGUUUUGCUGCACUGCAGUGAAGAAAACGUAUGGAAACUUUGUUCAGAUGUGUCCAUAAGGAUUCCAAUAGAGCUGGACAGAUGCUUCGUUGUAUUUAUUUCGAACCCUUGUCGUACUGUGCCUUUGUGGAAACAAAGGGCUGGGCGCGAGGACGAUCGCCUCGUUAUAUGGGAUUAUCAUGUCAUAUUUCUUUAUUCUGUGGAUUGUAAAACUUGUUUAGUUUAUGACUUGGAUUCCGAACUUCCAUUUCCAACAUUCUUCCACAAAUAUGUGACUGAGACAUUUCGCACAGAUCAAGUCUUGAAGUCUGAUUUCCACAGAUUCUUUCGUGUAGUUCCUGCUAAACAAUUCAUACAACAUUUUGCCUCUGAUAGACGUCAUAUGAAGAGGCCUGAUGGUUCAUGGAUCAAACCACCUCCACCUUAUCCUGCCAUCUGUACUUCAACUUCAACUCAUAACUUAGAUGAGUACAUUAAUAUGGAUUCAGACUCCGGCCCCGGUGAUGUAUUUAAUCUGACUGAUUUUGUACAGCGAUUCUAUAAAAUAGAGAAGUAGUAGAAAAAUGAAUGAUAGAUAGACAAAUUAUAAUUUUAAGUUAAUUUAUUACCAUAACCUAUUUUGUUUCGGUUUAUGGCCUGAAUUGAUUAUGUUUUAAUAAUCCUUUGUUACAUUUUUAUUAUUUUGUUAGCUAAUAUACCAGGGUUCCAAACAAGUUAAGUUUUGAUUAAAUAUAAAAACAAUUAACAUUAAGGUUACAGUCAGAAUAUAAAUAACUUUUUUAACCAAAUUUGUAUUUUAAAGUGCCUAACUGCUUAACAAAGUCCCAAGUAUUAUUAUAGAAUAAUCUAAAACAUUUACCUAAGCUUAAAUUCUUACAUUUUUCAUACAAUAAAGGGAAAAUAAAAUAAUUAACAAGCAAAUUAGUUUUGAGUGUAAUGGAUAUAUUUCAAUAUUGAAUAAUAUGGAACCCAUGUAGUUUAAGCCCAACUUGCAUUUAACUUAUCUUAUUUUUUAUAUAAGUUACAUAUUUUAAGCUUGAGUGAUAAAAAAAUACUGUUAAAUAUAUUAUUGGUUACAUAAUAUUAUACAUGAGUAACCUUAACUUUUUGAAAGCUUCAAAUAUUUACUAUUAUAUUAGCACUUCAUUAUCUUCAUCUUACCUUCUUGAAUGAGUGAUACUGCACAAACAAAAUAUUAAAAUACUAUCUAGAAAAAUAUUUAUUUAUACUAUAUAGUUGUUUAUUUUGUUUUUUAACAAAUGAAAAUAUUAAUAAGGUAGUAUAAUUAAGAUUAUUAUAUCCAUAAUCUCAGUAAAUGCAGCACUCAUUUAAUAAAAAAAUAAAUAGAUAUGGUAUUAAUUGAAAUUUUUAUAAUAUAAGUAUUUUUCCAUUAAAAUUACAAUUUGUGCCAUUAAAAAAUAAUAAUCUACAAUAAGAAUUUUUUAAGUGAUUGCGGAAAGAAAUACAGGAUGUUAUUCUUAAAUUUUGUAAUGACUCUUUAAAUAUAUUAAUAUGUUUUUCUCGUAAAAUCGUAUGAAAAAUAUAAUAUUCACACAAUAUUUAUUCAUUUUCCUACAUACAUGAAAGCUAUUAACUAUUAUAAACAUAUUGAAUUAUGAAGUGCUUACGAAAUUUAAGGUAUAUUUGUUUGCAUAUUUUUACAUAUAUAAACCUGAAUAUCCUUUAUUUUUAACUGACUCAAAACUUUUAUAUAUAUUUUCCAUUAAGUAAAGUUUAUAAUUCCAAUAAGUUUAAUUUGGUGUCAUUGGAAUGGAGCUUUAAAUGGUAGGGUUAUUAACCUAUAAGUGUGAUUUUGAAUAAAAAAGUAAUUAGGAUAUUAUUAUAUUUUCAAAUUGCUUGUUGAAUAACAAUAAUUUUAAUAUCUUUAUACAUAAUUGUAACUUCAAAUAUUGCUGUAAACGUAACGCGUAGUGGAAUAGAGAGUUAUGAAUUUAUAAUACAAAUGACAAAAGUUUAUUAGUAUGAUUUAAAGCUUUCUUACAUCCACUUGUGGUCGUGAAAUUUAUCAAAUAAAAACAAACUAUACAUCAAUUUAAGCUAUUGGGGUAACGUUACCUACGUUAUUCAUGAAAUUAUAUCAAAUAAGUAUGAAGAGAAUUUAUUCAUGUUCCACUGUUGAACAAAAGCCUCGUUUUCUCUUAGCGAGAAGUUUUAAAACCAUUAUUAUAAUGUAUAAAUUAUUAUACACGAUAACCUAUUUGACGUUGUUAAAUUUCGACACGCAACACAGCUAAUUGGUUUCAGGACAUAUUAAAAAAAAAAGGUAACGUGUCCAAUAUAAAUUAAGUGUAGCUUGCACGCUACGUAGCUUCAUUAUUUAGUUUAUUAUUACAGGAAAUUAGUAUUUUUGCUCCAUAAUUAAAUAGCAAAAUGAACGACAAAAACAAACUAAUAUUUUUGAAAGUAAAGGUACAAAUAAAUGAAAAAUAUAAUAUAAAAAAAAUAUCAUAUAUAUAUAUAUAUAUACAUACAAAUAAUGGUAUUUUGUAUGAUUUUUAAUAGAGGUUUUUAAUCCUUAAUAACUACUUUCCAUAAAAUUCAAGAUUCCUAUCAGUUUUUGUGAACGCGACCACAAGGCACGAAGUUGUUUUUGCAUUUAAUUUAAUUUUGAAAUUUAGUAAAAAAAAUUUUAACUUGAAUAAGUACAAUUUAUCUAAAUUAUAUAAUUUAUUUUCUUUAUACCCGGAUAUAUAUAUAUAUAUAUUAAAGAUCAAUAUGUCGAUUCUGCGACGAUGAUCCUUACGAUAUAUGGUUUUGACCUUUCACAGUUUUGCUCCUGCAAAACGUACGUGUAGAGGUAAGAAGGUGUAUCUCAUAUGAGUCUUAACCAAAAAACAUGUAAUCUAAAUGUAUCAAGGUUAUCCAUAAAUUGCCAGAAAAGCGCUACUGUACGUAAAGGGUACCUUGUAUCUGAAAUUAAUUUAUUUAUGCCUGUUAGGAUUUAUAAAUUUGAUUAAAAGAAGCGUUUGAAAAUAGCGCCCUUUGAAGGCAGAUUACGCGUCUUAUUCCUUCUUAUUCAAAUUUAACCCUCAAGCUUAAACAGUGUCAUUUAAAAUUCAUACAUUUUGAGGGAUACUUUUUAAUUUUUAUAGACAAAGAUACCACCUUACCUGUACACAUAGUGUUACCGAUGUUGUUACCCGUCGAUUGUUUUAAAUGACAUCAUACAUUCAGUGAUAAAAAUACAUUUAAGUAAUUUUAUUGUAGAUUAUAUUAUAUCGUCGCGAGGUAGCUUUUGUAUGUUGUUAAAUCUAUUUAAAAGUUUUUUAUCAACUUUUAUACACUCUUUUAUCCUUCCCUAAGCACCCUUAGUAUUAUAAGUAUUGAUAAUAUACGUAUUUAAUCAUCGUAAUUUUUAUUAUUAAACACCGUUGUGUGUUUAAUUGUUCAAUGUUAUAAUUUAAAAAAUAUAUAAUAUUGUAUACAUUUUUUAAUAUUUAAUAUAUUCAACAAGGCAUCUUUAUUGUAGAUAAUAGUUAUUUUGGACAUAUUGAAUUUUAUUAUGAAUUCGCGUUUCUAUAUAAUAAGUGUAAGUAAAGUAAUUAUAAUGUAUUUAAAUACAAAGAAAUAAUAAUUAAUACCAAAAGAGCACCAAAUACUAUCCAAUUGUUUAAAAUUAAUUCAAAAAAUAAAUAAAUUAUAAUAUGUUUAUACUUUCUGCAGGGUUUUGUAUCUGUGUUCAAAUCUAGUCAAUAUUUAAGUAACAAUUCGCAAAAUAUCUUUAUUAAAUACUUAACGAACUAAAAGUGCUUGGUAGUUUGUAAUAUAGCAAUGGUCGCUAUGAAUUAUUACCUAAAUGCUAAAUUCUAUGAUUCCAAACUAUAUAAGCAACCUAAGUCUAUUCUUCCUCUACUCUACUAUUAAGUAAUUUACUCAAGUGAUCGUAGUUAUAUUUCAUCGAGGCGUAGCUGGAGAUUUUAUGGGACCAAACAAUAAAAUAAUUGAAAACACAGUUUUUAAACGAUUAGUUAAAUGUCGGGGCUGUGUUUGUCCCACUGGUUACGCCUUAUUCUCUUUUAACUAUUUCUAAUACAUACGUAAAACUUUUCAAUCGAUAUCUUCCUUCCAAGCCUUUAAUUAAAUUAUCAAGUUUGACUGAACAGCCUAUAAAUGAUAAUAAUUGUAUUGCUUGUGCUUUCAAUGUAACAUGUGUUUUUUGUUAAAUUUAAGAAUUCGAGCUAAAAUAAAACGUCACACGCA
Messenger RNA from Vanessa tameamea, 4374 nucleotides. RefSeq names its product protein N-terminal glutamine amidohydrolase (gene tun). Gene Ontology annotation, cellular component: nucleus; cytosol. The record is from RefSeq and is a predicted model, not a curated record. The coding region runs from base 2 to 709 and encodes 235 amino acids. The transcript is spliced from 4 exons. Gene Ontology annotation, molecular function: protein-N-terminal asparagine amidohydrolase activity; protein-N-terminal glutamine amidohydrolase activity. NCBI's taxonomy places the organism in Eukaryota, Metazoa, Arthropoda, Insecta, Lepidoptera, Nymphalidae.